AGACAGAGACAGCAGACGAGACAGAGACAGCAGACGACACACAGAUGGAGCAGACGGCUCUCUGGACGGUGGCUUCUGGGGGGCCUUGGAGACAGGAGAUCUGCAGGUGGUGUGGGACCGACUCAAGGUCGCUCUACACUGGCACAGGAACCCAUCACAACAGAGCAACUGCGCCGAGCUACUCUCCUCCAGUCUCCGGGGCUACAGCUGGUGCUUAUACAGAACAAUCCCCGGCGGACCUCCCACCAACGCUCACCCCACCCCACCAUCAGCAUCAGUCAAUGCAGCAACAACAGCACGUUUUCUGCACGACCGCCCCAGUUGAUCACCCCACGGUUCCCUCAGCGCGUCCUAUCGGGAACAGCCGUGAGAUCGCAGCGGCAGAUUAACUGA
Molecule: messenger RNA, 393 nt
Organism: Aplysia californica (California sea hare)
Lineage: Eukaryota; Metazoa; Mollusca; Gastropoda; Aplysiida; Aplysiidae
Source: RefSeq, a predicted model, not a curated record